AAAAGAAUAUAAUUUCUCCAGUAUUGAAUGAGUCCUUAUGGAAAAAAUUGGAUGUGAAAGAAUUUGAAGAAAAUACGUGCAUACAUACAGAGAUACAUGAGAGGAAAGCUCUCCUCAAGUUCAAAGCAAGUCUUGUCGAUCCUACGAACAGAUUGUCCUCGUGGAGGGACCUGAACUGUUGCACGUGGGAAGGUGUCACUUGCGACCAGAUUACGGGGCAUGUUAUCGAACUUGAUCUCAGGGGCAAUGUUAGUUUCGACGAUGACAUGACUAAGGCUAUUUUCGAUGACAGAUUCCCACAGGAAAUCAACUCCAAAUUCUCGGAGACCAUGCAAGUUAUGAUGGCAAUCCUCAACUCUGUGGAGCUCCUCUGCAAAAGAGAUGUCCAGGAGACAAUUCGCCGAAUGCUUCAAAUGUCAAAAAUCAUGUUGAACAAGAUGGAGACUCAAUGGAUAAAAUAUGGUUCUGUGCAUUUGUGGUGGGAGGAUUCGGCACUGGAUUUUGGGGUUUCGUUGGAUUGUUGGUAUUCAAAAGGAGCUUCAGACAAGCUUACUUUGGCUUCACAGAUGAGUUGGGGAACAAGAUUCUGCUUGCCACGGCAUUACUCCGUCGGAGAAUUUCAGGCGUGGCUUUUAGUUACAAGUACUCGAGACAAACAUUGGCUUGUUUGUAAUAGAUGAAAGUUGUAUAUUUGUCUUGAACUGAAGUUUUAUGUACAAUCAAUCACUAGUGAAGUAUGCAAGUAUUUUCACUGCAACAAGCAUUCCUUUUUACCCUACGAAAA
This is a messenger RNA of Andrographis paniculata, 784 nucleotides long. RefSeq lists its product as uncharacterized. The transcript is spliced from 4 exons. Lineage: Eukaryota; Viridiplantae; Streptophyta; Magnoliopsida; Lamiales; Acanthaceae. Bases 267 to 680 code for a protein of 137 amino acids. The record is from RefSeq and is a predicted model, not a curated record.